This is a messenger RNA of Ixodes scapularis (black-legged tick), 1225 nucleotides long. RefSeq names its product putative nuclease HARBI1. The record is from RefSeq and is a predicted model, not a curated record. The transcript has 3 exons. The coding region runs from base 2 to 1225 and encodes 407 amino acids. Lineage: Eukaryota; Metazoa; Arthropoda; Arachnida; Ixodida; Ixodidae.
CAUGAACGCGGACGUGCAAACGAAACGAAAGAUAGCUGCAGUGAUUCUGUGGCGUCGUAUACAACGAAAGAGAAUACGUACGAUGUACGUAAGAGACAUUUUUGAUAAGCGGAAAGUUUUCGGCGAGUUCUAUCACCUGGUCCAGGAACUGCGAGAGAGCGACCCCGAGUACCAUUUCAUGUACUUCAGGAUGACAAAGUCCUCCUUCGACAGGCUGCUCGCUCUCGUCUACGAUCGUCUCGUCCAUGCGCCCACGCAUCGUUCGCCGAUCUCUCCCGCUGAGCGGCUUGCGAUUACACUCAGGUUCCUCGCAUCGCCUGGAUCCUUGGGACACAUUGGUGUCAGCUACAGGAUGCACAAGGCAACAUUGUCUUCCAUCCUCCGGGAGACGUUGCCUGCAAUCUGGGAGACGCUGGCACCCUUGUUUUUGAAGCCGCCAACAGCUGCCAAGUGGGAAGAGAUCCGCAGAGAGUUUGAAGUUAAAUGGAAUUUCCCGAACGCCAUUGGAGCUAUUGACGGGAAACAUUUUGCAAUGAGAUGUCCCUCCAACUCGGGGACAACAUGUUUUAAUUACAAGAAGUUUUACUCGAUGCAACUUCUAGCCGUUGUUGAUGCUCGCUGCCGGUUCACUUUGGUGGACAUUGGUGCCACUGGGCAUCAGUCGGACGGCGGAGUUUUUAAAAAUUCAAACAUUGGGAAGGCGUUAGCUGCGAAUUCCCUUCAAGUCCCCAGUGUCGCACGCCCAGCACCACCUCUGUGCAUCCUCGGGGACGAGGCAUUUCCAUUGAAACACUACCUAAUGCGUCCUUUUCCGGGAACAGGACUGGACAGGCGACGGAAAGUUUUCAACUACCGACUCUCUCGCGGAAGGCGUACCGUGGAGAAUGCCUUCGGUAUCUUAGUCUCCCGGUGGCGCACGUUCCUGGGCCCGAUGCAUGGCAGCAUGGAACGCUGUGAGGGUAUGAUUAAGGCAGCAGUCUGCCUCCAUAACUUUUUAAUGGAAGAUGAGGCGUACUGCCCGCCUGGCUACAUGGACAGAGAAAGGAAAGGCCAGAGAGUGGAUGGCGCUUGGCGAGCAGACAUCACAGCUGUUGGUGCCAACAGGGUCCUGGGGCCCAACUCCAGCAGUCCAACUGCACUUGGCAUAAGGGACCUACUGGCAGACUACUUUGUCUCGCCAAGAGGAUCCAUUUCUUGGCAGGACACAGUUGUGGACAGGUCUUAA